AUGGACCAAUCUUUUGUUCUCACCGAUGGUUUGAAAAAAAUAUUUUCUGAGUUCUCUUCGUUGCAAGAGUUACCACACGCUUUUGAUGAUUCCCUGAUCUCGAAGCUGGUAGAUCAUCUGGAGAUUGAUGGAAAUAUAUGUCGCUGUGUACUAGAUGAAUUGGAGACUAAACCUUUUUCGAAACAUUCCAAAGUUUCCAGAUCAUUCCUUUCUAAGUUAACCGAGAAAGCCAUUCAAUCUGAGUUUAUUGAACAUCAGCAUUCUAUAGAAACUUAUGUGGAAAAGAGCUUGGAGGAUAUAGUAAGUGAAGAGAACUCGGAAGCAUUGUAUGAUAUUCUGCCAAUAUGCAUAGCUUUAUACAAAUCGAGGGGCCCUCCGAACAAUUUAAUACAGUUAUGUCUAUCAUUCCUACCGGAUGAAUCCCUUAGUAUCUUUGCUAGGAGGAAUUUAGAAGACUUAGUAUGCCUUGUUUCAUCAGACAUCGAAGAGGAGACUCUGAACACAAUAGUUCAAAUGUUUUGUGCAACCAAGUUCCCUUUAGUUCGAAACGGACUAUGUCGAGUACUAACAGCAAAGAAGGAUAGCCUGACAACUCAAGCUCGUUAUCGCCUUAUUUCCGACGUUCAACAAUCACGUGUAGAGGGAGAAAUAGUAUACAAGCUGAUUUCUGAUAUCAUAGAUGAUCUUUCUAUAAGUACUGAUCGUAAUUCUUGGAGUUCCGAAAUCGUUCGAACUUCGAUAUGCUUGAAUAUUGUUAAAAGGCUACAAGAUGAAGGAAUACGAACACAAAUCGCUCAUUCAGUCUUGAACAUCGCUCGUCCGAAGCUGCGACAUUUCACAGAGUUGCUGCCUUUCCUGCCCGAGACGAUAAUCAAAGAUAUGUUGUCAGUUUUUUCCAAGCAGUUCGAGAGCAAAACGCUUUGUCCCUUUUCUGACAUUGUAAAUUUUCUUGGAGCUAUUUGUACACGGGUAGAAAGAAAUGAAUUCUUUUCUCUUCUGGAUCAUUGUACAUCAAGAUUGUUUGAUUCUCCUGCAGCUCUUGAGAAGGUACAAGAAGCCUUUGGCAGUGAGGUCAUUGAUGAUGAAUGCAUGAAACAUGUUAAAGAAGCUUUGGUUCCUUCUAUCAAGAAUGCUAUGCAAGAAACACAAUGGGAGGAGAAGGAUACCGCUAUUGAAAUUGCUAUACUCUUUCCAUCCUUGAUAGAGUACUUAGGAGAUUUGAAUGAGCUUAUUCUUAAGAACAGUUCGCCUUAUGUAAGAGCUGCUGCAUUGCGAUGUUUCUUGAAGCAUGGUUCUAAAAAUGAUGAGGCUGCAUCUCUCUGUCUUUCUGUUUUCAAUAAUGAUAAUGAUCAAGAACCACGACGAAUGGCGAUUUCGUAUUUGGAGGCAAUACUUCCAAAUAGCUGUGACGAAGCUUUUUCUAUUUUGGGUAAAGCUUUAGAAGAUCCGGAUAUUGAUAUUCGCAAUUGUAUUAUUUCAAUUUGUCAGAAGGCUCUCCUCCAUAACCCUCUUUACAAGGUUAAUGUAGUGAAAGAGCUAAAUGAAUGGACUGAAGAUCCAGAAAUAGGUUCGAAAAUACGAAGUUUGCUCCAUCCAGACAGCAUAUCAUCAGUCUCGGAGCCUCUGGAACAUAUUCUAGCUGAGAUGAUGAUAGGGUUAUCAAUUGGUUGCACUGAAGACAUAGAUUGUUACUGA
This is a messenger RNA of Auanema sp. JU1783, 1695 nucleotides long. The record is from the annotation of a GenBank genome assembly. Lineage: Eukaryota; Metazoa; Nematoda; Chromadorea; Rhabditida; Rhabditidae.